ACGCCGUCAGCGCCACCCUCGCCGCCGGCCCCGCAAAACUCCCCCUGCGUCACCCUCGCCGCCACCAGCGCCACCCUCGCCGCCUGCAUCUCCAUCGCCGCCAUCAGCGCCGCCCUCGCCACCCUCGCCGCCCGCAUCUCCAUCGCCGCCAUCAGCGCCGCCCUCACCGCCCUCGCCGCCCGCAUCUCCAUCGCCGCCCUCAGCGCCACCCUCGCCGCCCUCGCCGCCGUCGCCGCCCGCAUCACCAUCGCCGCCGUCAGCGCCACCCUCGCCGCCCUCACCGCCCUCGCCGCCCGCAUCUCCAUCGCCGCCGUCAGUGCCACCCUCGCCGCCCUCGCCGCCCUCGCCGCCCGCAUCUCCAUCGCCGCCGUCAGCGCCACCCUCGCCGCCCUCGCCGCCGUCGCCGCCCACAUCACCAUCGCCGCCAGCAGCGCCGCCCUCGCCGCCCUCACCGCCCUCGCCGCCCGCAUCUCCAUCGCCGCCGUCAGUGCCACCCUCGCCGCCCUCGCCGCCCUCGCCGCCCGCAUCUCCAUCGCCGCCGUCAGCGCCGCCCUCGCCGCCCUCGCCGCCCUCGCCGCCCUCGCCGCCCGCAUCUCCAUCGCCGCCAUCAGCGCCGCCCUCGCCGCCCUCGCCGCCCUCGCCGCCCUCGCCGCCCUCGCCGCCCGCAUCUUCAUCGCCGCCGUCAGCGCCGCCCUCGCCGCCCUCGCCGCCCUCGCCGCCCGCAUCUCCAUCGCCGCCGUUAGCGCCACCCUCGUCGCCGUCAUCGCCGUCUCCCCCUGCCCCACCCUCGCCGCCCCCACCGUCGCCGUCACCCCCUGCACCACCCUCGGCGGACCCACAGUAGCCUUCGCCGUCGACAACUUCGCCCUCGCCGCCACCGCCAUCGGCGCCGACUACGAGCCCACAGCCUCCGAGUCCACCGCCACCGAGCCCACCGCCUGCAA
Molecule: messenger RNA, 944 nt
Organism: Emiliania huxleyi CCMP1516
Lineage: Eukaryota; Haptophyta; Isochrysidales; Noelaerhabdaceae
Exons: 1
Source: RefSeq, a predicted model, not a curated record